This is a messenger RNA of Rotaria sp. Silwood2, 711 nucleotides long. The record is from the annotation of a GenBank genome assembly. NCBI's taxonomy places the organism in Eukaryota, Metazoa, Rotifera, Eurotatoria, Philodinida, Philodinidae.
AUGAAUACAAAGUUAGGUUUACUGUACAUUUUUAUAUCUUGUUUUGUAUCAAUUUAUGGUCAUGGUUAUCUAUCAGAUCCAGUAGCUCGUAGUUCAGCUUGGCUUGUUGAUCAAUCGUUUAAACAAUGUUGUACUUAUAAUAAUCAUAUGGAAAUGUUUUGUGGUGGUACUCAACAUCAAUGGAAUGUUCAUGGAGGUAAAUGUAGUAUCUGCGGUGAACCAUACGAUAGACCAGUUAAAUUAUUUGAAAAAGGUGGAGCUAUGUAUACAGGUAAAAUUGUCAAGACAUAUACUCAAGGACAACAAAUCGAUGUAACCGUAGUAUUAACAGCUAAUCAUAAAGGUUAUUUUGAAUUUCGUUUAUGUAAUUUGGAUAAUAAUCCAAAUUCUGAUGCAACACAAGAAUGUCUUGAUCGUCGUCUAUUGAAAAUUGCUGGUACAGAUUCAACUAGAUUUCGUGAUGUUGAUAAAUAUGGUUCACAAGCAAUUACUGUUCGUGUUCAGCUUCCAUCGGAUGUUGCCUGUCGACAUUGUGUUUUUCAAUGGAAAUAUACAACAGGAAAUAGUUGGGGUACAGAUCCUGUAACUGGUCAAUCAGGUCUUGGAAUGGGUAUUGAAAAUGAAACAUUCAUGGGUUGUUCAGAUAUUUCGAUUGUUGAUAAUGGUUCACCUACUCAAACAAUACCUCCUAUAAUUGUAUCAACAGGGUAA